CCUGGUCUCCUCUAUGUAUUCGUGCUCUUCAGCAGCCGGGCUGUCGCAUCCUCUUCCUGCACAGAGCUGCAUGGCAACGGGAGGAGGAGGCUACUCGAGAUGAGGGAGGGUACCACGGUCCCACGUGUCCUCCUCACUGCAGACCCAAAGCAUUUCUCUUCGCUUUCCCAUCCCUUCGUUUCCGCAUACCGCAGAUUCGCAUAUACGCACACAUACAACCUCAUCCAUACGCACCCGCGCAGCCUUGCGGAGCUAUGCAUCCGCGGUGCGCACUCACCCGUCAUUUUCUCACUGAUCAAUCUUAACGCCUGUAUUGAUUGUCUCCUCCAUAUAGGUCAGGAUUCAUUUUUUCACAAUACUGAUAUGCAAAUCCAAAUUCUCAAUAGCGUUGUUGGCCGGAGCUGAGAGGGCGAGAGAGAGAGGGAGAGAUGAGAGGACGCGCAUCAUCAGAUGUUUAGCAGAUUCCCUUUCGAGCUUCGCCACCAUUUCUGCUGUGCGUUUUUUGGGUCUUUUUCCUCCCCUCCAUCGGCUGGGUUCGUGACAGCUUGCGGCUCUCGAUGUUGUAAUCCGGGGGAAUAUGUGAAGAUCAUGCUGGCGGUGUGGUGCUUCAUGGUCUUUGCUGCAGUGGGCGAGAGGCUUGCAGUCUCAGGUGUGGACAGGAGCCCAGUGCAGGAUGGAGGCAUGUGGGACUGGUUUACCCCAGCAGGGCAGCCGGACAGCGGGGACACUGUCACUAAGAUCACCUAUCCAAAGCGGCUGGUGCAGCAGAUCAAGUCAGAGGAGGAAAUGGCUCAUGACCACCUGGAUACCAGAGUGAAGAACAGCACUGGGGACAUCUUGCCAGUCCACUUGGCACAGAGCUGUUUCCAAGUGGAAGCCUUUGGACAAACCUUCACUCUGGACCUGGAGCUAAACCAUCACCUCCUGUCUUCAGAAUACGUGGAACGGCACUUUAACCAGGAUGGCAGACCCUCACAGUCUGUGGGAGGGGAGCACUGCUACUAUCAGGGAAGGUUAAGAGGUUUACCAGAGUCCUGGGCAGCUCUCUCCACCUGCCACGGCCUGUGCGGCAUGUUCUCUGACGGCUUCUUCUCUUACGGGAUUGAGCCUGUUCACAAUGGGAGUGAUCAGGAUGAUGGUGCUCACUUAAUCCGCAGGAUGCCUGAUAUCAGACUUUCCUCCCACUGCCCAGACUGUACAGAGGACAGUGAGUGGGAAAGCAGAGGAGAUGACGUAGAUGACAAUAGAUUGGACCAAAUGAGGGAGCAGCAGGUGUCUGGGGGGCUGAGGCGAUCCAAGAGAUUUGUUCGCAAGCCCUCUGUCCAGACUGAGACCAAAUAUAUUGAGUUGAUGGUGGUCAACGACAAUGAAAUGUUUGUACAGCUGCGUCGCUCGAGCAGCCAAACCAAGAACUUUGCCAAAGCCGUGGUCAACAUGGCAGAUGCGAUCUACAAGGAACAGCUGAACACGAGGAUCGUGCUGGUUGCCAUGGAGACCUGGAGCUCUCAAAAUAUGAUACCAGUCGUGGAAGAUCCAUUGAUAACGCUGCAAAACUUCAUGAAAUACAGGAAGGACAACAUCAAAGAGCAGAGUGAUGUCGUCCAUCUUUUCUCAGGACGAACAUUUCACAGUAGCCGCAGCGGGACAGCCUACACAGGAGGAGUGUGCUCUCUAACAAGGGGAGGAGGUAUCAAUGAGUAUGGGAAUGUUGGUGCAAUGGCCAUCACUUUGUGCCAGAGUCUUGGCCAGAACAUUGGCAUGAGGUGGAACAACGCACGCAACUCUGCAGGAGACUGCAGGUGCCCGGAUGCCUGGCUCGGCUGCAUCAUGGAAGACACCGGAUACUAUCUGCCCAGAAAGUUUUCUCGCUGCAGUGUUGAUGAGUACAUCCAGUUCUUGCUCCAGGGGGGUGGAAGCUGCCUCUUCAACAAGCCCAACAAGCUGUUGGACCCUCCAGAGUGUGGGAAUGGCUUCGUGGAGCCAGGGGAAGAGUGUGAUUGUGGAUCCCAGGUGGAGUGUGCCCGUAGCGGAGGAACCUGCUGUAAAAAGUGCACACUGACCCAUGAUGCCAUGUGCAGUAAUGGACUGUGCUGCAGUGGGUGCAAGUAUGAGCGGAGAGGCGUGGUAUGUCGAGACGCUGUAAACGACUGUGAUAUCCCAGAGACCUGCACCGGAGACUCCAGCCAGUGUCCUCAUAAUGUCCACAAGCUGGACGGCUACAUGUGUGAUAACAGUCAGGGCCGCUGUUACAGUGGACGAUGCAGGACUCGUGAUGGACAGUGUAGGGGACUCUGGGGUUAUAACUCAGCAGACAGGUUUUGUUACGAGAAGCUAAAUGCUGAGGGGACAGAGAAAGGCAACUGUGGUCCAGGACCUGAAGGCCAGGGCUGGCUGCAGUGCAACAAGCCGGAUGUUUUAUGUGGCUUCCUCUUCUGUGCCAACGUGACUGUGAAGCCAAAGUUUGGAGACCUGCAGGGUGAGGUCACCAGCUUCACCCUCUACCACCAGAACAAGUACCUGGAUUGCAGAGGUGGCCAUGCUCUGCUGGAGGACGGCUCAGACUUGGGCUAUGUGGAGGACGGCACUCCCUGUGGCCCCAACAUGAUGUGUUUGGAGCGACGCUGCCUCCCUGUGGCGGCAUUCAACCUCAGCAGCUGUUCAGGAUCUAACUUUGGACGCAUCUGUUCCGACCACGGGACCUGCAGUAAUGAGGUGAAGUGUAUCUGUGACAGGGACUACACAGGGAAGGACUGCAGUGUCUUUGAUCCCAUCCCUGAGCCGACAGUCCCGACGGGCCCAGAGAAGAAAGGUCCCAGUGGCACCAAUAUCAUAAUAGGGUCCAUCGCAGGUGCUAUUCUCCUGGCAGCUAUAGUCCUAGGGGGAACAGGAUGGGGAUUUAAGAACAUUCGAAGAGGAAGAUCUGGUGGAGGAUAAGAUGCCUGUCAUGUCUUUCUGUCUCUGUGUCCUGUCUACUCCUGUCUUCCUCCUCACACUGUGUCGUUUCCACAUCGGAGAAGAGGGGAGCAAAAAAAAAAAAAAAAAAAAAAAAAAAGUCUUCCACUCCCGUCCCAAAAUCUCUCCAAACCUUCUUCCGAUUAUUAUUUCCUCCACGCUCCCGUCUGCCCCUUCCGUCUGUCCUCCUGCCUGGCUCCGUCCUCUUCUAGGCCUGCGGAGCUUCUCUCACCAUACCAGCCAGAUCAUACUCGUGUGGCUGCUGCCAGCAAGCCAAUGAGGAUUGUGUCCGGGCCACGCCUAGAGCGAGCAGGUGGCUGUCCCUGUGGGAGCCACCAGGGUCUUCCUCCAGUCCGGUGGCUCUAAGAAUGUGCUUCAGUGUUUGUGCACCUCCUUUUCUCACAUUUUGUGACAGUCUGAUGAAGAACAUAUCAACGGUGGGCCAAUUUAAUAAGAGACACGUCUUUCCAAUGCCUGCCUGCCUGCACAGAAAACUAAACUGGCCACCAAAUGAGUCCACAGUAAAGUGUUGGAUUAGCACAUAUGUAAAAGGAUCUGAAUAGUCACCUUUUUAUUAAAAGGGAGAAGGACCUAAGGCAGAGCCUCUAAGGCCUGGCCUUGAAUCUCAAAGUGGACAAUUUGUGUUUUUAAUAUACAAAGUUUGGCAACAUGGAGAAAACUGAAAAAAAAAAGAUACCAUACAUUGGACUGUUGUUAGCAUGUUUUCCAAAGAAGAAGAAGAACUCUUGAUCACAUGAAGGAAUGGCUCAAAAAAACAAAACAAAAAAAAAACCUUUAGCCAGUGCCCAGACUGAAAACUGACUUUAUGUUCUUUGUUAUUUGUCUUUAACUUUAAGGCAUCUUACCUGCCACCCCCUCUUCACCCCCACCCACACAUUUUCAGGUACAAAAAGGGAAGUUAGGUGUAAUGGUUUUGGGAUCACUUUAAACCACUGAACUUUGAAGCAGCAGAGACCGUAACUUAGUGUUUUCAACCACAGACUGACCAACAUACAUUCCAUGAUAUCUGCCUGUGUGAGUGCUCACUACUUUCAGGCCAAAAGUUUGUACGCAUAGGAGGUUUAAUCUGUAUGUCUGUUCACGAGUGAAUGUAUGAGAUUUUUAAAAGAAAGGAAGAAUGCUUGCGUGUUUACAUUAGUGUUAGGGGCACUUUGUGUCCAUGUACACCUUAACACUCCUCCUAUCACAGGUAGAUAGGCAGGUUUUUACCUCUAGAAUAUCAUCUCUUUCUACAAACUGUUGUGUGCUGCAGCCAUGGUACCAUAAAGGCAGCACAUUAAUAAAGAAUUCAACAGUUUUUAUGUUAUGUAACUACAGAAAAUGAGCACUAGCCAACUGUAUGCACACCUAUUUGUAAAUAUGUGCAAGAUAUAAUGAAUGUUAAAUGCAUUGUAUGAAGAUUUAUUUAAAAGCUAUGUUUAAAAAAAAAAGAGUUGUAUCUGUUUCUGCAAACAUACAGCCGUCAGUCUCUUGACAUGGUCACUACUGUCCACACAUCUUUAAAUGUGGCGUAGCCGCAAGGCUAGCUGUCUCACAUCUCUCCUAUCAUUCCAGCUAUCACUUGAAGUCAUGGAUCUUUUGUACAUUUGUUGAUAGCCCCGAGCUCUGGGCGAACGCCUCAGCCCAGAGGCUCUGUAAUGAUCCCCUGCUGUAAAUGAGAUUAAAGAGAUCUAGUCUGGGGUGUAGAGGCAGCUUGUCUGAAACUGUACGCGUGUAUGAGGUCAGUUUGGUUCAUUUGAGCUUUGCACUAUGGCAGAUGCACUAUUGUUAUUAUGACAAUAUGUACAGAGUUGGUAUCGAGUACAAUCUGUUUGAUUUUGAAGUUUACGGGGGGGAAAAAAGAAAAUAAGAUGCAUCUUAUCCCAUAUUUUUAGACACUAUCUUUUUGAAUUGAGACAAAAAGAAUGAAACAAACUAAAGCUUGUAGUUGAUUUGAAAUGGAAGGAAAAUAAAGUACUAAAACACGAAA
This is a messenger RNA of Larimichthys crocea (large yellow croaker), 4942 nucleotides long. Its product is annotated as disintegrin and metalloproteinase domain-containing protein 11. NCBI's taxonomy places the organism in Eukaryota, Metazoa, Chordata, Actinopteri, Sciaenidae. The record is from RefSeq and is a predicted model, not a curated record. Gene Ontology annotation, biological process: proteolysis. The transcript is spliced from 26 exons. Gene Ontology annotation, molecular function: metalloendopeptidase activity. Bases 451 to 2934 code for a protein of 827 amino acids.